Molecule: messenger RNA, 360 nt
Organism: Lucilia cuprina (Australian sheep blowfly)
Lineage: Eukaryota; Metazoa; Arthropoda; Insecta; Diptera; Calliphoridae
Exons: 2
Coding region: 1-327 (108 amino acids)
Source: RefSeq, a predicted model, not a curated record
AUGUUUGAGUUGCAACCUGCAACCGAGAGACCUGUUGGUAUUUAUGCCAAGAAAUAUGAAUGGGCUGCACGACCCUCUUCAUCGUCCUCGAAUGGCGGUGGCCUGCAUUUAGAUUUGCAUCCACCACCAAUGCAAAUUGGCGGAGAUUGUUCUUUGUGGAUACGCUCGGCCACAUUGGAUUUUGAUGAUGGCCUGUGGGAAUGUCAGGUGACGGCUAGUGAUUUUACAACACAGGAUGCUUUAACCAGUCAACCAGUACGCUUAGUUGUACGUGGUAAGUAUGAUCAAGUUAAAAAUAGCAAUUGUGCGUUGUUCUUGCACCGCUAAUGGUAUCUUUGAACGAUGUUUUUGCCCAUUAAA